Spathaspora passalidarum NRRL Y-27907 is the source of this 3088-nucleotide messenger RNA. RefSeq lists its product as uncharacterized. Lineage: Eukaryota; Fungi; Ascomycota; Pichiomycetes; Serinales; Debaryomycetaceae. The record is from RefSeq and is a predicted model, not a curated record. The transcript is spliced from 2 exons. The coding region runs from base 55 to 1155 and encodes 366 amino acids.
ACCCGCCACAUAUAACAAAGCUCUUUCAACCACGUUUUACAUGGCAACUUUGCAAUGUUGCAACGUCCAGUGGUAGAAGAACUAACCCAGCCUUGCUCUAAACCACAACCUCCACCUGAACCACGUCAAUCUCAAGAAAACAUUGAACCAGAAAUUAGAACAAUUACAAUUCCAUCAACAUCACCAAUUCAGCGUCAGGAAAACCAAUUAAACCAAGAUCAUACAAUUCCAGUUUCUACUGAUAAUGUACAUUGUCAUACUGCACCAGUAUUUAAACCAGCUCAAUUUCCUUUGUUAGGUCGAAUUCGUGAACCUAUCAAUAAUCCAAUCCAAAUUAAUCAAGUGAGCACAAAUAAUGGAACAUCAAAUAUUUCUCCAGGGUUCACAAACUCGUCGAGUUCAUUCUUUGACAUUGAGACUCUGGCUAGUCAAGAAACUCAAAUUCCAUAUUCUGACAUUGAAUUAUCAAUUCUUUCUCCUCAUCAACCACCAUAUGAACCAAUCAAUCACCCACUGGGUUCUUCUGAUCCUGCAAUGAGGGCAAGAUUAGAUAGAUUAGAACAACGCAGGUCAAUGUUCCCUCAUGUGGAUAUGUUUGUUGAGUAUACUGAAGAAAGAUAUCGUCGAUUUCGUCCUAGUGAUUCGCAACAUAAUAAUGAGGCAAUAAUUACAGGAAAUCAUCCUUAUCAACUGGACAAGUAUGAAUCUGGUACUAAACCAGAAUCCCUGUUUUUCUAUCGUUUUACAUCAUGGAGAAAGAAGCCUGAACAGCAGCAGCAUCAAACUCCAGAUCUUGAAAACCAAAUCAGUCCAGUGUUGGAAGGUUCAUCUACACAACCUCAUGUUAAGCAUCUCAAUUUGAAACCUAAUACUUCAAGAUCAAUUAUUAUACCUUCACCUAGCACAAUCACGACCGAACCUGGUUUAACUUCUGCUCCUGUGUACACACCUAAAGCAAUUCCUAUAAACGAAUAUCCAUUGAAUUUUGAAAAGUUACCUGGAGAUGAUGAUCUCAGAAGAACUCAAAUCAUAAACUCAUUAGAUGACGAAGUCAGAGAUUUGAUUGAUGGUGUAGAUAAUUUCAUUGUUGAAUGUUUUGCAGGAAUUUGGUCUGUCAUGACAGCUAUUGGAGAUUUCUUUGUAACUCUUUAUUAGAAAAAAAAAACGUAUAUAAAAUCAACAAAACAGAGACACGUAUAUAAUUGUAUUUAAACACUCUUUAUUCAGAAGCUUCAGCAAAUCUUUCACUGAUUUUGGUCAACAAAUUACCAAAUUCAGCUUCACCUUCUUUAACCCCUCUUGAAGGUUCAAAGAACUUGGCGGAACUGACUGCAUGCUUGACAUCACUGGUGGCUUCAGAUAAUUUCGACCAUUGGGCACCAUUGGCAACUGCCUUUUGGGCUUCAUCAUAAUAACUAAUGAAUGCUCUCAUCAUAUCAAAGGUCUUCCAAAUUGGACAGAAGGCAUCAUAAGAAGAGUAACCGUUUUGUUGCAAGAAAUCUUCCUUGAUUAAGGUGGCAACAUCCAAAGUAAUCUUAUCGGAAUCCGAUAAAGCAGAUUUACCAACCAAUUGAACAACUUGUUCUAAUUCUUCAGCAUUGGACAAAAUUUCUCUGAUUUUAUCACGCAAUUGUGGGAAUUCAGGAUAGUUGGAAUCGUAAUAUUUGUUUAAAACAUUGGUGUAUUUGGAAUAAGAUACACUGGUGUUAAUAGAUGGGAAAUGCUUUCUUUGGGCCAAUUUCUUAUCCAAACCCCAGAAAACUUGGGUAAUACCUAAUGUAGAAGUAGUAACUGGAUCGGAGAAAUCACCACCGGCUGGGGAAACAGCAGCAACAAUAGAAACAGAACCGAUUCUUUCUGGAGAACCCAAGGCAAUAGAUUUACCAGCACGUUCAUAGAAAGAAGCUAAUUUAGCACCCAAAUAAGCUGGGAAACCUUGAUCAGCAGGCAUUUCACCCAAUCUACCAGAAAUUUCUCUCAAGGCUUCGGCCCAACGAGAUGAGGAAUCAGCAAUCAUAGAAACAUUCUUACCUUGAUCUCUGAAAUAUUCAGCCAAGGUAAUACCAGUAUAAAUGGAAGCUUCUCUAGCAGCGACAGGCAUGUUGGAAGUAUUGGCAACCAAAGUAGUACGCUUCAUAAUUGGCUCUUUUCUUCCAGAAACUUCAGUGAAUAAUUCAGGGAAUUCCAUCAAAACUUCUGCCAUUUCAUUACCUCUUUCACCACAACCAACGUAAAUAAUAACAUCCGAAUUGGAGAACUUAGAUAAGGAUUGGGAAAUAACAGUCUUACCACAACCGAAAGCCCCUGGAAUACAGGUAGUACCACCUUGAACACAUGGGAACAAAGAAUCUAAAACUCUUUGACCGGUUAAUAAUGGAUAAUCAGCAGUUAAUUUUUCGGCAACUGGUCUUGGAACUCUGACUGGCCAAGUAUGCAUCAUGGAGUAUUUAUGCUUUACACCAUCGAAUUCUACUUCUAAAACGGUAUCUUCAACAUUGUAAGAGCCUGAUUCAGCAAUAGAAGUGAUAGUACCUCUAGCUCUUGGUGGCAAUAAAAUCUUAUGGUCGUCUAAUAAAGAAUUUUCGUAAAUGGAACCAAAAAUGUCACCACCAGUAAUAUGGUCACCAACUCUUAAUUUACCAGGAGUGAAAUCAUAUUGAACAGUUCUAGAUAAUGCAGGAGCAUCAAUACCUCUUGGGAUAUAAAUAGAUUGAGAUUGUUCCUUAAUGGCCUUUAAAGGUCUUUGAAUACCAUCAUAAAUGGUUUCCAUUAAACCAGGACCCAAUUCAACAGAUAAUGGUUUUCCAGUUCUCAAAACUGGAUCACCAACAGUGACACCGGCAGUUUCUUCAUAAACUUGAAUGGUGGCCUUAUCACCAUUGAUUCUAAUGACUUCCCCGACUAAGUUAUCAUGACCAACUUUAACCAAUUCGUACAUGGCACAUCCAAUCAUGUUUUCAGCAAUCACAACAGGACCGGAAACUGAGUAAAUUUGCCCAUAUUGGGAUUCGUCGGCGUCAAGAGAAAGACGUUUGAUUUCUUUUCUUGCGUUUUCUAAAGCACCAUUGUUUGAUUUAUCUGGUUUGUG